Molecule: messenger RNA, 9486 nt
Organism: Nerophis ophidion (straightnose pipefish)
Lineage: Eukaryota; Metazoa; Chordata; Actinopteri; Syngnathiformes; Syngnathidae
Product: tetratricopeptide repeat protein 14-like
Exons: 13
Coding region: 272-2587 (771 amino acids)
Molecular function (GO): nucleic acid binding; protein binding
Source: RefSeq, a predicted model, not a curated record
GUUGGUUGCGAGUCGCCAGAAAAGGAAGACGAAGAAGAAGCGUCCUCACUCCAAAACGGGCUGGGCUCAUGCUAGCACUUCUAAUGACCACAAACUUACAUUUUGUCAAAAUUCGCCUUAAACGGUCGACUAUAGUCUUGUUUUCUAAGAAAUAUUCGUUAUCGGAGCAGUCUGGGAUUCACACGGGUUAGAGACAAAAAGGCGUCGUGUUUUUCCCAUUAGCGUGGACGUCUGCGCUGCCAAAAAUCCGACCAUGUGAAAUAGGAGCAUCAUGGACAGAGACUUGUUGAGACAGUGUCUGACUUACCACGGAGAGUCACUAUUCUGCACGCUGAAAUGUGAACAAACCGAGAACCCGGACUUCCAGGCCGUGGUGGCGGACUUGUGUCAGGCCGCCUGUGAGAGCAACGGCGAAGGGCUGGGGAGCCCGCUCGUGGAGCAGUUCAUUGCCAGGAAGGCUGACAUUCUGUUCUGUCCGUCGUGGAAGACAGCAACUCCGAAAGAGGAGAAGCAUGGAGAUGAAGAGGCUGCAGAGCCCUACGCCGUCAUGCCACCCCUGGAGUUAUUCAUGGAAGUGCCUUACGAUGAGAGAAGGGCCAUGCUGUAUCGAGAUCUGGAGCGAGGGGACAUCGUGGUGGGGAGGAUCAACAAUAUCCGAGAAUACGGCUUUUUUCUCACUCUGAUUUGCAUGGCGGGAGGAAUGAAUCGAGACAUAGAAGACCUGGAGUUAUCUGCUCUUUGUCACAUUCGAGAAAUUCCCUCUGCUGGCAGCCAUGACGAUCCUUUGUCUUACUACCAGAUUGGAGACCUAAUCAGAGCUGGUGUGAAAGACAUCGACCGCUACCAGGAAAAAAUCACAGUGUCACUGCUUCAAACGUCGCUUCCACCCAGAUCGGAGAGCGUCCAGCUGGGAGUCAUAAACAAGGACGAGCUGCCUCUACACUAUAAUCGUAGUGUUCGGGCAGCUAGUGACUCAAGGGAGACAUACGAGCGUAUUCUGUGUGGUUGCCACGGCUACCACAACCCUUCUGUCGUGGACUACCUGCUGGACAACAUUGGCGUAACUGACCUUCACCCACCCUCCAUGAUGAGGGGGCUACAAAGUAAACUCUUUGAAAAAGAAGAUUUUGCGUGUGCAAUCCGAGAGAAGCAAUCUGCAUCCUGGGCUUUGAAAUGUGUCAAGGCAGGUGUGGACCACUUUAAACACAGUCGCCAUGUGGAAGCCAUGAACGAGUACAACAAAGCUUUGGACAUCGACACAAACAACGUGGAAGCGCUGGUAGCACGAGGAGCUCUGUAUGCCAAUAAAGGCAGCAUUUUGAAGGCUGUAUCCGACUUCGAACUGGCCCUCAAGACCUGUCCAGAUCACCGCAAUGCCAAGAAGUACCUCUGCCAGACUCUGGUUGAGAGAGGAAAACAACUGGAAGAACAGGAGAAACUGGUAACGGCAGAAGGGGUGUACCGAAGAGCUCUCUCGCUGGAUGAAGCAAACCCUGAGGCCCAGGAAGCCUUGAACAAGAUCACAGAGACCAUACAGAAUUCGAUUCGCCUUCGGGAAGAGGCGCUCACUAAAGAAGCGGCAGACAAAGCUAAGAGCGGUCAGAGCAGUGCGGAGAAAUUGCGUAAGAUCUUAAAAGAGGAGAAGAGGAUGAAACGAAAACGGAAGAGAUCCUCCCCUUCCUCGUCAACAUCCCCUUCCUCUAGGAACUCCUCCACUUCAUCGUCCUCGUCCGAUCACAGGAGGUCCAAAAAGAAGAAAAAGAAGAAAAGGCGGUCGCAGCGGGAAAGCAAGCGCCAUCGCAGGCUCUCUUCAAGAGAGAGCAGCAGGAGGAGUGAAGAUGGUAAAUGUGGGAAAAGGAGGAAGGAGAAAGAGGAGGAUGAGGAGCUGGAGUGGUACCCGGAACCUCCUAACACCUCUGCCACCUUUCUCAACCAGAAGGGAGGCCGAGGUUUUGGAGUAAUGGACGAAGAGGAGGAGGGGGAGGCAAGUAGGAAGGGUAAAGCUGGCAAUGGCGCAAGGAUCUGUUUGUACUCUUUGUCAGGAACCUCAGAAGAUGAAGGGUCCGAGUGUCCAUCUCAUUCAGGAAGUAACUAUAAGGUUAAAGUAGAAAGCAGCUCCAGGACGAUGAAGAGUAGCAGUGGAAGUCCAGAAAGAACUAUGCGUAGAAAUAGUAGUCACAGGAGCGUCGAGCGAGGAAAUGAGGACAAAAGGAGGAGAAGCUUAGAUGAGAGGAAGCGCAAAAUAUCUUGCUCGUCUUCCGAGUCCUUGUACUCGAGGAAACCUGCGGAUGCCGAACAUUCAGGACACUGCGGUCAAAGCAAAGGUUUCCCUCGGAGGAGCUCCUUGGGAAGCGAAAUGUCUGAAAGCCGAGGCUGGGAAAAAGAGGAGGCUUGGGAAGAGACGUGUCGGGGUAAGGACAGAGCCGAGGAGGAAAAGGUAGAUAGAGGCAGGUCUGAGUCUGAGCAGGGUGGAGAGAUCUUGGUCCCGGGGGGAAAGGCCAAAAAGGACCUUCCUGCAAAUUUGUUGGACAUCUUCAACCAAAUUGCCAAGUUUGAGAAGGAUAAAGGCGUUAGACCCAAAAAGUAAACAACAGAUUUGGAAAGUUUAAAUAUCGUGUGCCGCAUUUUUCAGGGUAUAAGUCGCACCUGCCAAAAAUGCAUAAUAAAGAAGGAAAAAAACACAAGUCGCAUUUUCGGGGGGAAAUGUAUUUGAUAAAACCCAACAAUAGACAUUUGAAAGUCAAUUUCAAAUAAAUAAAGAAUAGUGAACAACAGGCUGAAUAAGUGUACGUUAUUUGAGGCUUAAAUAACAACUGAGAAGGUGUCUGGUAUGUUAACCUAACAUAUUAUGGUAAGAGUCAUUCAAAUAACUACAACAUAUAAAACAUGCUAUGCGUUUAGUAGGGGUGUAAAGGUACACAAAAAUUUCGGUCCGGUACUGUCGUGGAAUUUUUUAAAGACGAUACUUUAGUGACAAAAAUGAUUUAUUAAAGUAACAAACAAAUAAUAACAAGCUUCGCAAAGCGAGACCAAACCAGAACGACACAUCCGUUCGUUCCAGCUUGUUCUAACCCUUUUAGAAUAUGUCAUGAAGUCCCACCCUCCAUGCUCAUUUACAUACAGUACACCAAGUGGAAUGAAUACCCAAGUCCUGUGAAGAAGGAGAGGGUGUCGUUUGUCCAUAAAGGUUAGGGGUGGGGGGUCACUCAGGAAAGGGCAACAGUUUAGCACGGGGGGGGGUGCCAGGGAGAGAAAACACACAUGCCCAGGUCAACUAAAGUCCACAUGUCACAUCAAAGACACAGGAGACCGAGCUUGAUCAGUUAAGAGAUCUCUUGCUAAGUGUCAAAUCCCUGAGCCCAAUAAAGAACUUUUGGUACCCAGUUCAAAGAACAUCAUCUAUUUAAACGAGUAUAAGUAAAUUUGCUAUCACAAUACCUACCUCGGUUCGGUUCAUUUUCGGUACAGUAAGAAAACAACAAAAUAUACAUUUUUUUGGUUAUUUAUUUACCAAAUUUGCGAAAUCUUCCACCAAAAAUAUUUUUCUUCAUGGAAUAUUUUAUGCGAAGUAAUCAAAACCUUGGAUAGGUCAAUAAUUCAUAAUAUUGAUUUUGAUUCAAUAUUUUGUUUAGCCUUUAAGCUUUUUUAUUUCACUUUUAUUUAUGUUAAUAGUAUUUUUAGAAUGAGCUGUGGGCGUUUAAAACAAAUGGCUUCCGGGGCACACUUUUUGACACCCCCGCUAUAGAUAAUAAAAAAUAAAAUCUGAUAAAUCUAUGGUUAAAAAGCAGAGCCUGGCGACGCAUGCGCGUUUAUCUUAACUCUCUCUCUGUCUCUGUCUCUGCUCCUCUCUCACGAUUGUUGCUGCGUGCACAAUUUUUGUUUUUAGCCCCUUCUUAACGCUGAACGUACAUUGAAAAUACACUAACUUAAAGGCCUACUGAAAGCCACUACUACCGACCACGCAGUCUGAUAGUUUAUAUAUCAAUGAUGAAAUAUUAACAUUGCAACACAUGCCAAUUAAUAAUGGAGACGUCAAAGAAGAAAGCUGUAGGUGGGAAGCGGUGUAUUGCGUCCGCCUUUAUUAACACAAACACAGCCGGUGUUUCCUUGUUUACAUUCCCGAAAGAUGACGGUGAAGCUUUACUAUGGAACAGAGCGGUCAAAGGAACAUGGUUCCCUACCACAUGUCAACCGGCAGGUUUCGGUGAGUAAAUGGUGGUAAUAAGUCGGCUCUUACUAUAGACAUGAGCGGAGAGCUUGCGUCGUUCCUCAUGCACCUGUCAAAGAGGCAGCUGCGACUCUCUUGCCUCCUCCCAAUGGCCGCCCCCGACUGUCGAAUGCUUCCACCGUGGAGGAGAGAAAACAAAAAAAAAUCUCAGGCCGGCCCGAUUUCGCCUCGUCGAGAAACGUGGCUUCCCUCGCAGAUACUGGCGGUCACCACACCCGUGGCCACACCCCUCCGACUUUGAGGUUGUACAGGUACGACCAUAUAAUCUCACUAAAACACUAGUAACACAAUACAUAGAUAAGGGAUUUUCCAGAAUUAUCCUAGUAAAUUUGUUUAGUAACAUAUGAAUCGUUCUGCCGUGUAGUUUUUUUUUUUCUCUAGUCCUUCACUCUAACUUUCCUCAUCCACAAAUCUUUCAUCCUCGCUCAAAUUAAUGGGGAAAUUGUCGCUUUCUCAGUGCGAAUCGCUCUCGCUGUUGGUGGCCAUGAUUGUAAACAAUGUGCGGAUGUGAGGAGCUCCACAACCCGUGACGUCACGCGCACAUCGUCUGCUACUUCCAGUAAAGGGAAGGAUUUUUUACUAGCGAGCAAAAGUUGCGAACUUUAUCGUGGAUGUUCUCUACCAAAUCCUUUCAGCAAAAAUAUGGCAAUUUCGCGAAAUGAUCAAGUAUGACACAUAAAAUGGACCUGCUAUCCCCGUUUGAACAAGAACAUCUCAUUUCAGUAGGCCUUUUAAAAUGCCGGACAUUUGAGGCAUUUAAGGAACUCCACCCGGACAGCCCCGCAAAAGAGGACAUAUCCGGUGAAAAGAGGAGGUUUGGUCACUAUCGUUGCCCGGUCGCUGCUAGCAUGCCGUGUGUUGUCUACACAACGUGCGGUACGCUACUUAAUAUGUCCGUGUGGAAACUCGUUCGGUACACCUCCGAACCGAAACCCCCGUACCGAAACGGUUCAAUACAAAUACACGUACCGUUACACCCCUAACGUUUACCAAACAGUCUGUCACUCCUAAUCGCUAAAUCCCAUCAAAUCUUAUCUUACGUGAACGAGCUACAUAAUACUAUUUGAUAUUUUACCGUAAUGUGUUAAUAAUUUCACACAUAAGUCGCUCCUGAGUAUAAGUCGCAAACUGUGAAAAAAACUGCGACUUAUAGUCCGAAAAAUACGGUACGUUAGAAGUGGAAAUAGGUCUUUUUUUUUUCUUUUUUUUUUAAAUCCGCAUUUGUUAAUGUGUUGCUUACACCCUGGAAGAGAGGGCUGUAAUUGUGGGAACGGUGAAUAAACAUUUAGAAAGCAGGGAUGUGCCUGAAAAGAAAUAUGCUGAAUGCCACACAAACUGACAUUUUGAGUUAUAAAAGAAAUGAUUGGAUGUGCUUCGGUGUUAAACAUAUUUAGGACAUUUUUGGAAAGGGACAUCAGACUCACCAUUGUGCAUCGAUUUAAUACAACUCAACUGGUAAUGUUUUUUUUUUUGUUUUUUUUGUCUUUUUUUUUUUUUAGCGCGACUGUACUAAAAAAAUGAAUGUAAAAGUCUGAUCAUCACACUUUCUUUCGGGCACUUACUUGGCCCGUGCUACAGUAAAAACAGAUUAACAAACAAUACACAAACCAAAAAAACGAGACAAUAAAAAUGAUGUUUUUACAUACUUCAUCCUCAUUUUUGAAGUUUAUGCAUCUGCUUUUUUGUAGCGCUGCCAUAACCCCGAAUGGAACUUACCUAUCUUAAACGAAAUAAAAUAAAAGAGGGCCCUUGGUUAUAUUAACUUUUAUCCUUGAGAUAGGCAUUUUUCACAGCUCUGAAGAAGGUAACAAAUACAAAUGUGUGAACAUCAAGGUGUGCCUGUAUGAUUUGUCAGUGUAAAAAACAACUAUUUCCUGGAUUGGCUGACUUUUUACAUGUGACUUUUUGCUCGUUUCUGCCGUUAGUUGUCUGCUUUUUUUGGGGUGUGCAUGUGAAGCAAUUUGUGCUUAGAGUUGAAUGAGUACCGUAUUUCCUUGAAUUGCCGCCGGGGCGCUAAUUAUUUUAAAACCUCUUCUCACUCCGGCACUUACCAAAGGCAUGCGGUAAAUUUAGGCCUGCGCUUAAAAAUUUGAGUGUGAUGUAAGGAUACCAUCAUAAAAAGCACAUUUAAUAAAAAAAAACAUUAUUUUGGUCUUACCUUUACUUAUAAAUAAUCAAUCAAUCAAUCAAUGUUUAUUUAUAUAGCCCCAAAUCACAAAUGUCUCAAAGGACUGCACAAAUCAUUACGACUACAACAUCCUCGGAAGAACCCACAAAAUGGCAAGGAAAACUCACACCCAGUGGGCAGGGAGAAUUCACAUUCAGUGGGACGCCAGUGACAAUGCUGACUAUGAGAAACCUUGGAGAGGACCUCAGAUGUGGGCAACCCCCCCCCUCUAGGGGACCGAAAGCAAUGGAUGUCGAGCGGGUCUAACAUGAUACUGUAAAAGUUCAAUCCAUAGUGGCUCCAAGACAGCAGUGAGAGUCUCAUCCACAGGAAACCAUCUCAAGCGGAUCAGCAGCGUAGAGAUGUCCCCAACCGAUACAGGCGAGCGGUCCAUCCUGGGUCCCGACGAGCGGUCCAUCCUGGGUCUCGACUCUGGACAGUCAGUACUUCAUCCAUGGUCAUCCGACCGGACCCCCUCCACAAGGGAGGGGGGGACAAAGUCCAUGCGCAGCUUAUUCUGAUCAAAAGCAUCGAUAACUUGUUUAUAGAAGUCUUCCUUAUCUUUCUUCAGUUUUAAAAGUCUCUCUGUCUCGAUGGAGAUCUUCCUUUAUUACCUCCUGCUUCGAUUGAAAGUCCAGUUUAGAAAACGGUUUUAUUUUAGAUAUGUAAUCCUCCAUGUUAAAAGUGCAAGCGAGAGGAACAAAUAAACGAUCGCUGCUCACUCUUGCUGCUUCUUCUGCAGCCGAGUAGUCGCAAGAAGGAUCACUAGCGCCCUCUACCAACUGGAAGCGGGAGUCAUUUAAUGACUCAUAUUUGACACACGCAGCUACGGUAUAUUAAUAAAACAUAGCUGCUUACUGUUCUUUUUAGCAUAUCCAAUAGCUUGGACCUUAAAUCCUACUAAAUAGCUCUUAAUCUUCUUCCCUUUAUGCGAUUUGAAAUGAUUGAAAUCAGCCUCCUCCAUUUUGAAAAUGAUGACAGGUGAAGUGUCACUCGUGACGUGACGAGUUUGACCCUGCGGAAAAUCCAGACCUGCGCUAAUAGAAAUAAUAUUUUGCGAAACGAGUUUGACCUGGCGUUAAUUCUGAGCCGGCGGUAAUGCUAAGCAUGCGCUAAUUAUUUUUCGAAACGAGUUUGUAAUAAUUCUAGGCAGGCGCAUACUAUCUACCCGGCGGCAAUUCAAGGAAACGCGGUAUGUGCAUAAAAAAAUGUCUUGUUCUGUAGUCAGAUUUGUGUGAUUGCCCGAUUUUUACACGUGACUUUUGCGACGCUCCUGCCCUGUCAGAGUCGAACGUCCGUGCAGAGAUUCGAAGUUGUGGAAAAAGUUGCCCGUCUGUAACUUCACCUUGCCUUUCCCCAUACUCGCCACUUGCAUCCACUCUCACUCGUGUUGGUGUCAAAGCCAAAAACAAAUUCAAUUGACUUUCUCUUACUUUGUAUAAAUAAAAGUUUAGGUUUUAGUGGUAGUUGUCCUAAGUAUUUUGUUUUCAAAUGAGUUAUCAGUUAGGUUAUCCGGCCAAAAUGGUCACCUUUCUUCCGUCAGGGGCCAGGGGUUCUUGCGAUAGGGUAAUUGUGGCAGAUUGGUGUACAGUUUACACAUACACACCUCUGAAUACUGACACACAAUUCUUAUAACGUCGGAAGCAUUCGCCCGACUCCGCAGUUCUGUCUGGGAGAGCAGAGGGCUCAGCCUACGUACCAAACUUAAGGUCUACCGUGCUGUUGUCCUACCCGCCCCAACUCUAUGCCUGUGAGACCUGGACUGCACACAGCCGGCAUGCUAAACAACUUAACGCCUUCCACAUGAGAUCCCUCAGGAGGCUGCUCAACAUCAGGUGGAAGGACAAGAUCCCAGACACUGAGGUCCUCCACAGAGCUGAGAUGGAGCACAUCUAUGCCAUCCUCAAGUGUUCCCAGCUUGCCGCAUGUCAAACAAACACCUACCAAAAAGGGUCCUGUACGGUGAACUGCACCAUGCAAAGCGCUCACGCGGCGGACAGCGGAAACGCUUUAAGGACACACUAAAGACCAGUCUCAAGGGCUGUGGUCUGGACCCAGAGACCUGGGUCCAGGUCGGCCGACCCCGCAGUUCUGUCGGAGAGCAGAGGGCUCAGCCUACGUACCAAACUUAAGGUCUACCGUGCUGUUGUCCUACCCGCCCCAACUCUAUGCCUGUGAGACCUGGACUGCAUACAGCCGGCAUGCUAAACAACUUAACGCCUUCCACAUGAGAUCCCUCAGGAGGCUGCUCAACAUCAGGUGGAAGGACAAGAUCCCAGACACUGAGGUCCUCCACAGAGCUGAGAUGGAGCACAUCUAUGCCAUCCUCAAGCGUUCCCAGCUUGCCGCAUGUCAAACGAACACCUACCAAAAAGGGUCCUGUACGGUGAACUGCACCAUGCAAAGCGCUCACGCGGCGGACAGCGGAAACGCUUUAAGGACACACUAAAGACCAGUCUCAAGGGCUGUGGUCUGGACCCAGAGACCUGGGCAGCCGAUGCCCAACACCGUUCAAACUGGCGCUCUGCAGUCUGGCAUGGUGUAACAGACUUUGAGGAAAAACGCAUCCAUGAAGCCGAACAGAAGCGACAGCUCGGCAAGACCAGGGACUGUUCCUCCCUCUCAGCCAGCCAUAACCCGCCCUCACUGCAGCCGGUCCUUCCGUUCUAGGAUUGGCCUCAUCAGCCAUCUUCGCACGCACAAAUCAACGUGAAGUCACCUGGUCAUCUUCGAAAACGAAGGACGAACAUGAUAACGUCAGAAACGAAACAAAAAGUCAAGAGUCAAAAGACAGCUAAUUGAGGAAAUACGGACAGACCGAUUUAGUUUUACCCACAGACAAAUCAUCCGGACCAACAACUGAAAACACUAAUUACACACACAUUGAGAAACCGACACACAGAUGAGAUCACAGACACAUUUUAAGAUAAACAUUUGCAAAUAAUUUUGCCGCAAUAGUUAGAAUAUGGAAUGAAAUGUAGUACACAGCUUUUAUUUGAUAGGUCACUCAUUGUGUGGUGUUCGGGUCUGUGGAACCCGUUUAAAUUUUUUAUUAAAAGAAAAAUGAUACAAUUAAUUUUUCAAACUGAGA